UCUCUAGCAAGAGCACAAGACUGAAACUUGGGCGUCCUUUUGAAACUAACGCAAAGAUGGUGCUUAAAGCAGUUUGUGUGCUGAAAGGAGCUGGAGAGACCAGCGGGACCGUUUACUUUGAGCAGGAGAGUAAUUCAGCUCCUGUGAAGGUGAAAGGAGAAAUCACAGGUCUCACCCCUGGUGAGCAUGGUUUCCAUGUCCAUGCUUUUGGAGACAACACCAACGGGUGCAUCAGCGCAGGACCUCACUUCAAUCCCGAAAACAAGAAUCAUGGCGGUCCUAAAGAUGAAGAGAGGCACGUUGGAGACCUGGGGAACGUGGUUGCCGGAGCAGAUAAUGUUGCUAAGAUAGACAUCACGGACGGCAUCAUCACCCUCAAUGGCCCCUUUUCCAUCAUCGGCCGAACCAUGGUGAUCCAUGAGAAGGCCGAUGACCUGGGAAAAGGAGGCAAUGACGAAAGUUUGAAGACGGGCAAUGCUGGCGGACGUCUGGCCUGUGGAGUCAUUGGUAUCACCCAGUAAACAAUCUGCCAAAACUCAGAGCACUGGAAAUAGCUUCCCCCCCACAGCACUUAAUAAGACCAACAUAGCUACUUGAUGUGACAUUUUGUCCUUUUCAAUUCUCUGUGGCUUUUUACUGACCAGUCACCAGAGUAGAUGAGCCAUGCUUUACCCUGUUCCCUCGUUAUGAUAAUUAUAUGUAUAGAUUUGUAUGUCUGCUGGCUAGUUUUGGUCCCAAAGAACCGGUUACGCACAAGUAAUCAACAGAUGUAUACAAUUUACAAAGUUAAUCAAUAAAUUGUCAGCUCAUCUG
Molecule: messenger RNA, 813 nt
Organism: Toxotes jaculatrix (banded archerfish)
Lineage: Eukaryota; Metazoa; Chordata; Actinopteri; Toxotidae
Gene: sod1
Product: superoxide dismutase 1, soluble
Exons: 5
Coding region: 57-521 (154 amino acids)
Biological process (GO): removal of superoxide radicals
Cellular component (GO): peroxisome; cytosol; mitochondrion
Molecular function (GO): copper ion binding; superoxide dismutase activity
Source: RefSeq, a predicted model, not a curated record